CUGAGUUGAAAGUUUCAUAAGUUGAAAGGUAGUUAGUUGGGUGGAAUUGCAACUCGCUACCAAACACGCAACAAAAUCACUGUCAAUAGCAAUUCGCAUUGCACCAUUUGUUUUCGCUCUACAAUGCGAGAUACGAUCACCGCUUCUUCCAAACGCUCUUCAACCUUCACGUUGCACAGCCACACCUCAUCACUCUCUUCACUCUCAUUCAUUCCAUCUCCGUCGCCAUGUUGCGCGCUCUCUGGCGAUCCAUCGAUCGCUUCUCCGUUCAAAACUUCCAAUAUGUAAUAAACGAACUGCGGAAGAUCAACGUUGUGGACAAAAGUAACAGGGAGCUUGUGAUGGAUUUAUUGCAGUCCGUUGUGGAGAUUGUGAUGUAUGGCGACAGACAAGAUCCGCAAAUUUUCGAAUGUUUCAUGGAGCGCCAAGUGCUGGCGGAUUUUGUUCACAUUCUUAAGAUCAGUGAAGAUUCGAAAAUUGAGGCACCACUGCUUCAGUAUCUUAGCAUAAUGAUUCAAAACAUGGACAGUGAACAUGCAAUUUACUAUUGCUUCAGUAAUGGUUAUAUCAACAACAUUAUUUCACACCCCUUCAAAUUUGAUGGAGGAGACCUAGCUUCAUACUAUGUUUCUUUCCUAAGGGGAAAUUUUGCAAUUAGGGAAAUCUCUUCAUCUUCGUCUCUUCAUCUUUGUCUUUCUUGA
This is a messenger RNA of Vigna unguiculata (cowpea), 701 nucleotides long. Its product is annotated as protein TRANSPARENT TESTA 9-like. Gene Ontology annotation, cellular component: late endosome; Golgi apparatus. Gene Ontology annotation, biological process: vacuolar transport; endosomal transport; regulation of autophagosome maturation. Lineage: Eukaryota; Viridiplantae; Streptophyta; Magnoliopsida; Fabales; Fabaceae. The record is from RefSeq and is a predicted model, not a curated record.